AUGAGAAUCCGAGGUCAUAGCGCGGUAGACCUGCGACGCGUCUCUACCAUUUUACAGCCCAUCAUCAUCAACGCGCGACCUCCCACCUUCUUACUCCGAACCCGGCCUUCGCCAUCAGCAUCUCUCAAAGCUCCCUCUCUGCAGUAUGGCGCGCGAUUAUUACAUUCUCAGCCCCCCAGGCGUGCUAGCACAAGCCAAGGAGAAGCCUCCAACCCUGCUAUGGCAUUUCCUUGCCUCGAUGCGAUAGAGAUACGAUCGGCGUCGUUAGAAGCGAAAUCUCUCUCGACGGGGCCGGAACCCGCAUAUACCACCGGAGCCACCGAGAUAUUUCAUUGUGAAGACCCUCUCUCGUUAGACUGGGGAGGGACACUGCCGAAAUUCGAUGUCGCAUACGAAACAUGGGGAAAACUAAACUCAGACAAGUCCAAUGUGAUAUUACUACAUACGGGUCUAUCUGCUUCAUCUCAUGCCCACUCGACCGAGAGCAACCUUCAACCUGGAUGGUGGGAGAAGUUUAUCGGCCCAGGGGCCUGUCUCGACACGGAUAAGUAUUUCGUGAUAUGUACAAAUGUCAUUGGAGGCUGUUUCGGAUCUACCGGGCCAAGUAGCAUUGAUCCUGCUGACGGUCAGAGAUAUGCCACUCGGUUUCCAAUACUUACGAUGGAGGAUAUGGUGAGGGCACAGUUCCGGCUCUUAGAUCAUCUAGGUGUUGAGAAACUAUACGCAAGCGUCGGAUCUAGUAUGGGAGGAAUGCAGUCUCUGGCAGCCGGUGUACUGUUUCCUUCAAGGGUGAGCCGUAUAGUAUCCAUCAGCGGCUGCGCACGAAGCCAUCCCUACAGUGUUGCAAUGCGCCACACGCAGCGGCAAGUGCUCAUGAUGGACCCAAAUUGGAAUCGCGGGUUUUACUAUGGCAAAGUCCCGCCGCACGCCGGGAUGAAGUUAGCCAGGGAGAUCGCUACGGUAACAUAUCGGUCCGGACCCGAGUGGGAGCAACGGUUUGGUCGUAGGAGAGCUGACCCGACAAAACCGCCUGCAUUAUGUCCAGAUUUCUUAAUUGAGACAUAUUUAGACCAUGCGGGCGAGAAGUUUUGUCUGACAUAUGACCCAAACAGCCUCUUAUAUGUCAGCAAGGCCAUGGAUCUGUUUGACUUAGGUCUUGAAAAUCAACAAGCAGCUACCCAACGACGAGCCGAACGUGAGAGGCUUAUUCAGUCUGGAUCAACCUCCGAAGAAAAUGACCGGUAUUGUAGCCUCACAUUACCCGAUAUGCCAUAUUCUGAGCAACCUGGAACGUACGUGGAUGAUUCCAACUCACCCAUACCAGGCGACUCCCGUCCCCCUCAAGAUCUGAUUGAAGGUUUAUCACCGCUGAGGGAUACCCCGACUCUGGUGAUGGGCGUAGCAAGCGACAUCUUAUUUCCCGCUUGGCAGCAACGAGAAGUUGCUAAUGCUAUCCGCCUCACUGGAAAUAGAAACGUAACGCAUGUAGAGCUAAGCGAGGAACAGAGUUUGUUCGGCCACGACACAUUCUUGCUAGAUCUAAAAAAUGUUGGAGGCAAUAUUAAAAACUUCUUAGGGUAG
This is a messenger RNA of Daldinia childiae, 1581 nucleotides long. Its product is annotated as putative serine-O-acetyltransferase cys2. NCBI's taxonomy places the organism in Eukaryota, Fungi, Ascomycota, Sordariomycetes, Xylariales, Hypoxylaceae. The coding region runs from base 1 to 1581 and encodes 526 amino acids. The record is from RefSeq and is a predicted model, not a curated record. Gene Ontology annotation, biological process: L-homoserine metabolic process. Gene Ontology annotation, molecular function: homoserine O-acetyltransferase activity; L-serine O-acetyltransferase activity. The transcript has a single exon.